AUUUCAUGCAGGACAUAUCCCAACUUGAAAAAUUCAACCGAGAAAAAAACAAAAAAAUUCAUCGAAUGAAAAAUUAUUGAAUCCAAUAACCAAAAGCUUUUGAGUUAACAAGGAAGAUGUCUAGAUUCUUACGUGGUAUUACCCAAGGGGUUGCCACUGUUAAACAGGGUGUCUCACCGUUGGGGUUUUCCAUUCGUAGUAGCUCAUUCGGUGCAAGAUCAUUUCAUCAAGCUAGAAUUAACAGAGAAGAUGCUGAUCUGAUUAAUGAACUUACCAAAAUUCCAGAAACUUAUGAAGAAGAAAAAGUUGUCAUUGAUAAGAUCAAUAACUACAUCAGUGAAACUGAUAAAUCAAAUGCCACUAGAUUAAGAAAUAUUGGUAUUUCUGCUCAUAUUGAUUCUGGUAAAACUACUUUCACUGAACGUGUUUUAUAUUAUACUGGUAGAAUUAAAGCUAUUCAUGAUGUUAGAGGUCGUGAUGGUGUUGGUGCUAAGAUGGAUCAUAUGGAUUUAGAAAGAGAAAAAGGUAUUACUAUUCAAUCUGCUGCAACUUAUUGUUCUUGGGAAAAAGAUGAUAAAGAUUAUCAUUUUAAUUUAAUUGAUACUCCAGGUCAUAUUGAUUUUACUAUUGAAGUCGAAAGAGCAUUAAGAGUUUUAGAUGGGGCUGUUUUAGUUGUUUGUGCAGUUUCCGGUGUGCAAUCCCAAACUGUUACUGUUGAUCGUCAAAUGCGUCGUUAUAAUGUUCCAAGAAUUACUUUUGUUAAUAAAAUGGAUAGAAUGGGUGCUAAUCCAUUUAGAGCUAUCGAACAAAUUAAUCAAAAAUUGAAGACUCCUGCAGCUGCCAUUCAAGUUCCAAUUGGAUCCGAAUCAGAAUUGAAAGGGGUUGUUAAUAUCAUUGAUCGUGUUGCUUUAUAUAAUGAAGGUUCUCAAGGUGAAAUAUUAAGAGCUGAUACUAAUAUUCCAGCUGAUUUAGUUGAUCUUGUUGAAGAAAAAAGAGCUCUAUUAAUUGAAACUUUAGCUGAUGUUGAUGAAGAAAUUGCUGAUAUAUAUUUGGAAGGUGAAGAACCAAAUGUUGAACAAAUUAAAGGUGCAAUUAGAAGAGCCACUAUUGCUAGAAAAUUCACUCCAGUUUUAAUGGGAUCUGCCUUAGCUAACACUGGUAUUCAACCAGUUUUAGAUGCAGUUGUUGAUUAUUUACCUCAACCAAAUGAAAUUUUAAAUACUGGGUUAGAACUUAUUAAAGGAGAAGAAAAACAUAUUAACUUAAUUCCAUCAAGUACUGAAGAUUUUGUUGGUUUAGCAUUUAAAUUAGAAGAAGGUAAAUUUGGACAAUUAACUUAUAUUAGGGUUUAUCAAGGUAAAUUGAAGAAGGGUAAUUAUAUUAAUCAUCUUAAAUCUGGUAAAAAAGUUAAAGUUGCAAGAUUAGUUAGAAUGCAUUCAAAUGAUAUGGAAGAUGUUGAGGAAGUUGGAGCUGGUGAAAUUUGCGCAACUUUUGGUAUUGAUUGUGCUUCAGGAGAUACAUUUAUUGGGCAAAAUUCUAAUCGUGCAAUUACAAUGAGUUCGAUGUUUGUUCCGGAUGCAGUUAUAUCAUUAUCAAUUCAUCCAAAAUCAAAAGAUAAUGGAUCAUUAUCAAAGGCCAUGAAUAGAUUUCAAAAAGAAGAUCCAACUUUUAGAGUUACAUUUGAUAAAGAAUCAAAAGAAACUGUUAUUUCAGGUAUGGGUGAAUUACAUUUAGAAAUUUAUAUUGAAAGAAUGAGACGUGAAUAUAAUAUUGAUUGUGUUACUGGUAAGCCACAAGUUGCAUAUCGUGAAACCAUUACUGCUCCAACCACAUUUGAUUAUACUCAUAAAAAACAAAGUGGUGGUGCUGGUCAAUAUGGUAGAGUAAUUGGUGAUUUUACUCCAAUUGAAAAUGAAAAUAAAUUUAGUCAAAGUAUUGUUGGAGGUAAAAUUCCAGAAAAAUUUUUACUUGCUUGUUCAAAAGGUUUUGAAGAUUCUUUAGAGAAAGGGCCAUUAAUUGGACAUAGAGUUUUAGGGGUUCAUAUGCAUGUUAACGAUGGUCAAACCCAUAUGGUUGAUUCAUCCGAAUUAUCAUUUAGAACCGCAUCCAAAGGAGCUUUUAGACAAGGGUUCUUAAAUGCCAAACCAGUUAUUUUAGAACCGAUUAUGAAUGUUGAUAUAACUGCACCAAAUGAAUUUCAAGGACAAGUUGUUGGAUUAGUUACUAAAUUAGGAGGGAUGAUUAAUGAAACCGUUAAUAAUCAAGAUGAAUUUAGUAUUAAUGCCGAAUGUUCUUUGAAUUCAAUGUUUGGAUUUUCAACUUCCUUAAGAGCAUGUACUCAAGGUAAAGGUGAAUUUACCUUAGAAUUUCUAAAAUAUGCCCAAUGUUCACCACAAUUACAGAAACAGUUAAUUGCCGAUUAUGAAAAGGCGGAAGCUGAAAAGAGAAAGUAAAUAGAUGAUUAGAAACUUGUAUAUAGAAAAAAAAAAAAAUA
Molecule: messenger RNA, 2494 nt
Organism: Hyphopichia burtonii NRRL Y-1933
Lineage: Eukaryota; Fungi; Ascomycota; Pichiomycetes; Serinales; Debaryomycetaceae
Exons: 1
Coding region: 117-2453 (778 amino acids)
Biological process (GO): mitochondrial translational elongation
Cellular component (GO): mitochondrion
Molecular function (GO): GTP binding; translation elongation factor activity; GTPase activity
Source: RefSeq, a predicted model, not a curated record